This is a messenger RNA of Marmota flaviventris (yellow-bellied marmot), 1374 nucleotides long. It is a transcript of the gene Glod4, whose product is annotated as glyoxalase domain containing 4. Lineage: Eukaryota; Metazoa; Chordata; Mammalia; Rodentia; Sciuridae. The record is from RefSeq and is a predicted model, not a curated record.
GUCACCCGCCCUCGGCGCCGUCUGUGUGGGUGGGGCGUCGCUGUCUGAGUGCCGGUGGUGUGGCGUGGGGAGUCAUGGCUGGUCGCCGAGCUCUGCACUUCGUUUUCAAAGUGGGAAACCGCUUCCAGACGACGCAUUUCUUUCGAGAUGUCCUGGGGAUGAAGGUUCUGCGGCAUGAGGAAUUUGAAGAAGGCUGCAAAGCUGCCUGUAAUGGGCCUUAUGAUGGGAAAUGGAGUAAAACAAUGGUGGGAUUUGGGCCUGAGGAUGAUCAUUUUGUUGCAGAGCUGACUUACAAUUAUGGCAUUGGAGACUACAAGCUGGGCAAUGACUUCAUGGGAAUCACACUUGCUUCUAGCCAGGCUGUCAGCAAUGCCAGGAAGCUGGAGUGGCCACUCAGUGAAGUUGCAGAAGGAGUUUUUGAAAUUGAGGCCCCAGGAGGAUAUAAAUUCUAUUUGCAGAAUCGCAGUCUACUUCAGUCAGAUCCUGUAUUGAAAGUAACUCUUGCAGUGUCUGAUCUUCAGAAGUCCUUGCACUACUGGUCUAAUCUACUGGGAAUGAAAAUUUAUGAACAAGAUGAAGAGAAACAAAGGGCUUUGCUGGGCUAUGCUGAUAACCAGUGUAAGUUGGAGCUGCAGGGCAUCAAGGGUGCAGUUGACCAUGCAGCAGCUUUUGGAAGAAUUGCCUUUUCUUGUCCCCAUAAAGAGUUGCCAGACUUAGAAGACUUAAUGAAAAAGGAGAACCAGACGAUACUGACUCCCUUGGUGAGUCUGGAUACCCCAGGGAAGGCCACAGUACAAGUAGUGAUUCUGGCUGACCCUGAUGGACAUGAAAUUUGCUUUGUUGGGGAUGAAGCAUUUCGAGAACUUUCUAAAAUGGAUCCAGAGGGAAGCAAAUUAUUGGAUGAUGCAAUGGCGGCAGAUAAAAGUGAUGAGUGGUUUGCUGAAAGAAACAAACCAAAGGCUUCAGGUUAAUGGAAGACAUCAUGUGAAACAAGCAUUUAUGAUUCUUGCGUGGCACCUGUGAAGCCUAAUAUGUCCCUUUUUGAUAAAUGUUCUUACUACUUGGUUGUGUCCUGCUCAGGCAAGGAGACCUGGGUAGUGAAGAUUUGUAGAUUUCAAUCUUUGAAAGCUCUGAUAUGUUUAGAAAUGAAAUCCAAUUAUCAUUAAUCCAGGUAGAGGGGAACUCACUGUAAUCUGCACUUGGACUGUAAUGGUACAUUGGGUAAUAGAUCAGUAACAAAUUAUUUUCUGGACUGGGACAACUCUAUGGGGCAUUAGUCUUGGUUGGGAAUGGAGGGAAUUUUGAUGAAUCAUGUAGAUUUUAAAGGAGUUACUGUUCAAAUAAAUUCAAAUCAAUUGCUUAUAGUAGUCAUAA